AGAUAAUACACCAUGGAUGCUAUCAAGAAGGUGUUUGAGGCCAAGCAAGCUGAGGGAUCUCCAGCGUUGGUCACUUUCGUGACUGCUGGCUACCCCAGACGCGAUGACACUGUGCCGCUUCUGUUCGCUAUGGAAGCUGGCGGCGCGGAUAUUCUCGAGGUUGGCGUGCCCUUCUCAGACCCCAUCGCAGAUGGCCCUGCUAUUCAGGAGACCAACACCGUUGCUGUCCAAAAUGACGUGGACUACACCACUGUACUUGCGCAAGUAAAAGAAGCUCGCACAAAAGGCUUGAAGGCCCCUGUUCUCCUCAUGGGUUAUUACAACCCCAUGCUUGCGUACGGCGAAGACAAGGCCAUCACAGAUGCACGGGAAGCUGGGGCGAAUGGCUUCAUCAUGGUGGAUCUACCUCCCGAAGAAGCGAUCAACUUCCGCGAGAAAUGCACCAGCGCAAACCUCUCAUACGUGCCAUUGAUUGCACCGUCAACGUCCCUGCAUCGUAUCAAGUUUCUUGUUUCUAUCGCCGACUCGUUUAUUUAUGUGGUCUCCAAGAUGGGGACGACAGGCUCCUCUACGUCCGGCGUCAUGAACGCGGCACUCCCGGACAUCAUUUCGCGAAUCAAGGAAUAUACUGAAGUAUCCCUUGCGGUUGGCUUCGGUGUUGCAACCCGCGCUCAUUUCGACACCGUUGCGGACGCGGGUGCGGAUGGCGUGGUCAUCGGAAGUCGCCUUGUGUCUGUAAUCAAAGAGUCGCCGAGGGAUGAGAUUGCUCAAAGGGUCGAAGCUUACUGCAGAGAAAUCAGCUUGAAGGGCCAGCCCCCACGAGCUCGGUCCCCGAGGACCUCAUCUAAGCCUUCCACACCCUCUUUUCAGGAGCAGAAAAAGUUCAAUGUCGAUGGUCUUGCCGUCCUUCCGCCUCGCUUCGGUCAGUUUGGUGGGCAAUACGUCCCCGAAGCGCUCGUUGACUGCCUUGUGGAGCUUGAGGAGGCCCACAACUCGGCGAUCAACGACCCAGAAUUCUGGAAGGAGUUCCAGAGCCACUAUGGUUAUAUGAACCGCCCCUCAAAGCUUUAUUAUGCUGAGAGCUUGACGGAGUAUGCGGGCGGUGCAAAGAUUUGGUUGAAGCGUGAAGACCUGAACCAUACUGGCUCACACAAAAUCAACAACGCCGUUGGCCAGAUUCUGCUCGCGAGACGCCUAGGCAAAACACGCAUCAUUGCCGAGACUGGUGCUGGUCAACACGGUGUAGCCACUGCUACCGUCUGUGCACGUUUCGGGCUAGAAUGUAUAGUCUACAUGGGUGCCGAGGACGUUAGGCGUCAAGCACUCAACGUCUUUCGGAUGAACAUGUUGGGCGCAAAGGUCAUCCCAGUCGAGUCUGGAUCCCGCACCCUGAAGGAUGCGGUCAACGAAGCGAUGCGUGACUGGGUCACGAACCUGUCCACCACCCACUACUUGGUCGGGUCGUGUAUUGGUCCUCAUCCGUUCCCCACCAUCGUGCGCGAUUUCCAGAAGGUAAUUGGCAGGGAAAUCAAGUCACAGAUGCAAGAAGCGGCAGGAAAGCUUCCGGACGUUGUAGUUGCGUGUGUUGGCGGUGGCAGUAAUGCUAUUGGAACCUUCUUCGACUUCAUUCCAGACACGAACGUCCAGCUCGUUGGUGUCGAGGCUGGUGGAGAAGGACUCGACGGUUCGCGACACAGUGCUACCUUGUCGAUGGGCCAACCAGGCGUCCUGCACGGUGUUCGGACGUACAUCCUCCAGUCUACAGCGGGUCAAAUUAUAGAGACGCACUCCGUUAGUGCAGGUCUCGAUUAUCCAGGAGUUGGCCCCGAACACGCGUGGCUUAAGGACACCGGGCGAGCCGAGUAUGUCGUCGCAACGGACGAAGAAGCUCUCAGAGGUUUCAGGCUGGCCACCCAGAAAGAAGGCAUUAUUCCAGCUUUGGAGUCUUCUCAUGCUAUCUGGGAGGGUGUUCGACGGGCGAAGACAUUGCCGAAGGAUGUUGAUCUAGUCAUUUGUCUCUCCGGAAGAGGAGACAAAGAUGUGGAGCAAAUCUCUGAGCUUUUGCCUGGGAAAUGGGCGGACAAGUUGGACUGGCACAUAUCAAACUAAGAGACAGUUCUAACAUAUAAUGCUAGCGUAUGCGAAUUAUAGCCAAACUGUUGUAGUAGACACGGUACAUAUUUACUUGCCAAAUUAAGCGCUGUACUCACC
Molecule: messenger RNA, 2211 nt
Organism: Coniophora puteana RWD-64-598 SS2
Lineage: Eukaryota; Fungi; Basidiomycota; Agaricomycetes; Boletales; Coniophoraceae
Product: bifunctional tryptophan synthase TRP1
Exons: 12
Coding region: 13-2109 (698 amino acids)
Biological process (GO): L-tryptophan biosynthetic process
Cellular component (GO): cytoplasm
Molecular function (GO): tryptophan synthase activity
Source: RefSeq, a predicted model, not a curated record